Molecule: messenger RNA, 3906 nt
Organism: Lutra lutra (Eurasian river otter)
Lineage: Eukaryota; Metazoa; Chordata; Mammalia; Carnivora; Mustelidae
Gene: CORO1C
Product: coronin 1C
Exons: 11
Coding region: 152-1576 (474 amino acids)
Biological process (GO): neural crest cell migration; actin filament organization
Molecular function (GO): actin filament binding
Source: RefSeq, a predicted model, not a curated record
GCGUGCGGCGGCGGUGGCGGCGGCGGCUGCCCGCGCCCCUCCCCCGCGCGGCCCUCAGUGCCAGGCGGGAGGCGGCAUCGGUUAGAGGCUUCGCUGGGCUUUGCAGCGGGGACUUCGGCGGCGGCGCCUCAGGCAUCUCGGCCCUGACACAAUGAGGCGAGUGGUACGACAGAGCAAGUUUCGUCAUGUGUUUGGACAAGCGGUAAAAAACGACCAGUGUUAUGAUGACAUCCGGGUUUCUCGAGUGACCUGGGAUAGUUCCUUUUGCGCUGUCAAUCCCAGAUUUGUUGCCAUUAUCAUAGAAGCGAGUGGGGGAGGAGCGUUCCUUGUGCUCCCUUUGCACAAGACUGGUCGAAUUGACAAAUCCUACCCUACAGUAUGUGGCCACACAGGACCGGUGCUCGACAUAGACUGGUGCCCACAUAACGAUCAGGUCAUUGCCAGUGGCUCAGAAGACUGCACGGUGAUGGUGUGGCAGAUCCCAGAAAAUGGACUUACCCUUUCCCUGACCGAACCUGUGGUGAUUUUAGAAGGCCACUCGAAGAGAGUUGGCAUCGUGGCCUGGCAUCCGACUGCCCGCAAUGUCCUUCUUAGCGCAGGCUGUGAUAAUGCCAUCAUCAUCUGGAAUGUGGGGACAGGGGAAGCCCUUAUAAACUUGGAUGAUAUGCAUUCAGAUAUGAUUUACAACGUGAGCUGGAACCGGAAUGGCAGUCUGAUCUGCACAGCUUCCAAAGACAAGAAAGUGAGAGUAAUUGAUCCUAGGAAACAAGAGAUCGUUGCUGAGAAGGAGAAAGCACAUGAAGGAGCAAGACCCAUGAGAGCCAUCUUUCUGGCUGACGGGAAUGUCUUUACCACUGGUUUCAGCCGCAUGAGUGAGCGGCAGCUGGCUCUCUGGAAUCCGAAAAAUAUGCAGGAACCCAUUGCUCUUCAUGAAAUGGACACUAGCAAUGGGGUAUUGCUGCCCUUCUAUGACCCCGACACCAGUAUCAUUUACUUAUGUGGAAAGGGUGACAGCAGUAUCCGCUAUUUUGAGAUCACAGAUGAAUCCCCGUACGUCCACUACCUCAACACAUUCAGCAGCAAGGAGCCUCAGAGAGGGAUGGGCUACAUGCCCAAGAGGGGACUCGAUGUUAACAAAUGUGAGAUUGCCAGAUUCUUCAAACUUCAUGAGAGGAAGUGUGAGCCUAUUAUCAUGACUGUUCCCAGGAAGUCCGACCUUUUCCAAGAUGACCUGUAUCCUGACACAGCGGGGCCUGAAGCCGCACUGGAGGCAGAGGAGUGGUUUGAGGGGAAAAAUGCAGAUCCAGUCCUCAUCUCCUUAAAGCAUGGAUACAUUCCUGGCAAAAACCGGGAUCUCAAGGUGGUCAAGAAGAACAUUCUGGAUAGCAAGCCCACUGCAAAUAAGAAGUGCGACCUGAUCAGUGUCCCCAAGAAAACCCCAGACACGGCUAGUGUGCAAAACGAAGCCAAGUUGGAUGAGAUUUUAAAAGAGAUCAAAUCUAUAAAAGACACAAUCUGCAAUCAAGAUGAGCGCAUUUCCAAGUUAGAACAGCAGAUGGCGAAGAUCGCAGCCUGAAGGUCCACCCCCAACCCCCACAAUGGGAGCAGGAACCUGUGCUUGGUAGCUGGUUGUUGGCGUGGUCCCAGGGAGGGCGAAAGGGAGGCACUGCCAUUCGGAGACAUUCCGUGUCACAUUUGUCAACCAGCGAUAGGCCACAUUCCAGUAAGAACUCAAUUCGUCUCCCAAAUUUGCAGAAACAAAAUGUGAUUUAAAAGCUGAGCUUUUUAUCAGAAAGCUUUUUUGAUGUUUUAAGUGUUAUGUGACUUGUCGAACUUUUAAAAGACAAAAGUGCUACUUUUAAAAUCCCAGAUACUCUGAAUUUUAGAAAACCAACCAAUUCUGAUUCAGUGUCGUGCCCAAGUACCUUUUUUUUAUAAACAGGGACCAAUGCCACAUUGCUUUUUGUAUUUCUUUUUUUUUAAUGUUGCCAAAACCAAAAGUAGCUUUUUUCCCCCUUGUAUUUUGCUACUUUGCAGUAUUUGUGUGUGGUUUUUUUUUUCUUAAUUUGAAAGGGACAGCACUGUGUAUGUUUAUAAACUAAAUGAAGAUAUUAUUUUGUAUACACAUUCAUCUGAGAACAAUCAGAGCAGUAGCCACAUGGUGCUGGCUCGUUUGCAGCACAAACCUGGUCAUCCUCAUGACUACAGAAGGAAGACUUGAAAAAUCACGUGGGUUCUCAUCACCACCCUCUCCCUUAAUGGAGUCUCUGAUCAAAAAAGCUCCUAUUGUAUUGCUUCCUUUCUUUCCUUUCUCUUUUCUAGAAACUGGGUGGUUGUACCAGAAUGGAAUUUCACUUCUUGGUUAUCCUGUGCUUCAGAUGAUUAUAAUCUAACCUAAACUAGCAUGUGUUUCUGCAGUUUUGUUAUACACAUAGAAUCUAUUGCAUUAAUCACUUUAAACAUCAUGUUUCAGGUUUCGAUCAAUACUUGACAAGGGUGCAGGGGACAAGAAGCCACAGAAGCCACUGUGGAGUGCUCUCUCUUGCCCAUUCAGCAGCUUGCCUAGCUCUUGAGUACAGUAGGGGACUAAGACCUAGGGAAACUGAAGGGGAGUGCGUGCCCUCCCCCGCCCCCCAUGAUCCUCUGCUCUCCCGCACAUCCCAUGCUGUCCCUGUGCUGUGCUGGAGGCGGCAGCAGCUCUCCCUGCACCACCGGAGCCCCUGCCCUUCCCGUGGUCUCAUGGAUGCAGCCACCUCUCUCAGGGCUUCCCCAGCCAGUCCUUCUGUCCUCCCUGCCUUUCAGCCCUCCCCACGUUCAGCUAAGAGGAGGCUGGAGGGCACUAUUGAAUAUUGAGAGUGAGGAGAACGGUCUAGCAUAAUGCAAGACCAGGGGGUCAAGGCUCUGCUGCAGUGGUAAUGUGUACAGACCUGUCCCUUCGCGCGUUCUCCACACAAACCAACCUGCCGUGCCCCUCCAGCGCACACAGAGGCUCCCCAGACGCAGGGGCCAGCUACUGAGCUCUGAUGACCUGUUCCAUUCCUAAGUUAUCCUGAACUUCUCUCCCAUUUCCAUGUUCUCGUUUUGCAUGCUUGAGGAACAAGAUUUAAGGAAUCUCUGGGAAAGGCUGAGUGCGUGUGGUUGAAGACGAAACGUAUAGUGCCAGUGGGCCCACCCAGGGGCGCGCUCGUGCCUGUUCCUGCCUGUGUGGGAUGGGACUGGCGGGGAGCAUCUGUAACUGGGAGCCAGGAUAGAGGUGGAGUGUGGCGACAGUGGGUUGGAAUGCACGGCCGAGCUGGGGCUAAUGUCUGUGUAGGACAGGUACCGUGUUUUUACCCAGUAUGGGGAUUGCUGUCUCCACAACUUCUGAAUGUUUGAUGUGGUUUUGUGUGUGUGUGUGUGUGUGUGUGUGUGUGUGUGUGUAAUAUUGGAGUGGAUAAUGUGAUGUGAGGAAAACAAUAAUCACAGUGACUUAUACUCAAACCUGUACAUGUUUCUUUAUCAACGUAAUCUGCUGAGGACCUUCAUUUUUAAGAUUGAGAAAUGUUUUAAGGUUCUGAUACCAAAUUAAGUAAAGGAAACUGUUGAUGGUGGUGGAACACCAUAGCGAAUGGGUUCAAAGAGAAGACAGAGGGCAAGGAGAAAUCACCCUGAUCUUAGUGUGUAGCUUAUGACUUAUUUAAUGAACGGAUGCCCAGCCAGGCUUGGAGUCGGCGCCUGAAGCUUUGUGGAUUAUUCUUCCUGUUGUGUCUUUUCCUUUUUUUUUCCCCUUCUUUUUCUUUUUAAAGCCGUGCUAUCCCAGAGGAAAACCAGUGAAUUACUCCUAGAUCGGCUCUUAUAGAGCAGCCAUAGUAUUCUGUCAAAACACUUGCUUCCAUUUUCAAAGAUAAAAAGUCAUUGAUUACAAAA